AUGGCUGCAAACAACACCGAACCUACUAAUGGUGCCAAUGGCAUCCCCGCUGUCGAGCCGAAGCUAGCCCGCCUGCCUCGCACCUCAACGCCGCAAGAGGUAUUGACGGUUCUGCUCCGAGACGGCGGUCUGAUCCUUGAGCAAAUAGCCGAUCAUGAAGACAUCGACAAGGCCAUUGAAGAGAUUCAACCUCAUCUGCUCGGCCAGGCAAGACACGAUGGCGUUACCAUGCCGAAAGAAAGCAAACAAAUUUCAGGUCUGGCGGGCAAGAGCCGCACCUUUGCAACCAAGCUCCUAGCCCAUCCCUUAUACCAAGAAGUGAGCAAUUUACUACUCGCCAAAACGAGCACAACCUACUACGGCAAACAAAAGCAAACCUCUGUCAGCAUGCCUCAAGUCACAAACACCAUGGCCUUUUGGAUUGGACCUGGGGCUAAGGCCCAAGGACUUCACCGAGAUGACCAGUGCCAUCACACCCGCCAUCCAGCAAAAUAUGAAACCGAUUUGGGCUUGAUGUUCGCAGCGACAAAGUCGCAUAGAGCAAAUGGCGCCACGCGAGUCGUGCCAGGCUCCAACAAGUGGGACGACUACCGAAAGCCUCGACCAUAUGAGGCUGCCUCAGCUGAGUUGGAGAAGGGGGAUGCCUUGAUGUGGCUUGGAUCAACCUACCAUGGAGCAGGUCAGAAUACUACUUCGGAUGAAUACAGACUUCUAUUUGCUGGGUUUAUGACACCUGGUUGGUGUAGGCAGGAUGAGAACCAAUAUCUGGCUUACAGCUUUGAAGAUAUCAAGGACUAUCCGGAAGAUGUUCAAAAGCUAUUAGGCUACUAUGUAAGCCGUCCUUAUGGUGGUUUUGUGGAGCAGAUGGAACCAUUGGAAUUUUUGAAGUGCAAUGGCGACUGGACCAAGUGGAAGCCAGGUGAUCUUUUGUGA
Penicillium cosmopolitanum is the source of this 933-nucleotide messenger RNA. Its product is annotated as phytanoyl-CoA dioxygenase family protein. The record is from RefSeq and is a predicted model, not a curated record. Bases 1 to 933 code for a protein of 310 amino acids. The transcript has 2 exons. NCBI's taxonomy places the organism in Eukaryota, Fungi, Ascomycota, Eurotiomycetes, Eurotiales, Aspergillaceae.